AUGUUCGCGCAGACGUGCCAGUCAGGCUUCAUAUCGCUCCUGUACAGCGUCGGUCCGCGACCGCUGCAGCUCUGCGAGAAGCACGAGGAGGCUCCCGGGUGCGUGCGGCGCGUACUGGAUGAAGACGUGCAGUCGUCUGUAGUCGAGCUCUCGGCCGAUAACCUCGUGCGCACGUGGCUGCGGUUCCCUUUUGGAGCGGAAGAACAGCACCAAGAGCAAACCCUCUCGGCCUCGCUGCACAUUCGGCUGCGGCACCUGGUGCUAGUGCUCAAGAACCUGGAGCAGCACGUAUCCGUCGAGGUGCAUGUGGCCGACGACCGCGGCUCAAGGAGACGCUUCCGCUUCUCCACGUUCCAGAAGAAGAGCGCCGUCCACUCUCAGAUCGCUCUGCUACCGCUGCGGUUGGACAGCGGAUGGAACCAACUGCAGCUCGAUUUAAUGGAGCUCAUGCACACCUGCUACAACGCGCGAUAUGCGCACACCAUCAGCGUGCAGCUCCACGCGAGCUGUCGAGUGCGACGGGUUUACUUUGCAGAUCAAAUGUUUUCGGAAGCACAACUACCUGCCGAGUUUCGUCUGUUCAAGCGGCUCACCAAGCAGCAAACGCCGCAGUACCAGGAUCAAGAUCGUAGGCUGUGA
Phytophthora sojae is the source of this 639-nucleotide messenger RNA. RefSeq lists its product as hypothetical. Bases 1 to 639 code for a protein of 212 amino acids. Lineage: Eukaryota; Oomycota; Peronosporomycetes; Peronosporales; Peronosporaceae. The record is from RefSeq and is a predicted model, not a curated record. The transcript is spliced from 3 exons. Gene Ontology annotation, biological process: cilium assembly; regulation of cilium beat frequency involved in ciliary motility; positive regulation of cell motility. Gene Ontology annotation, cellular component: ciliary basal body; motile cilium.